Dioscorea cayenensis subsp. rotundata (Guinea yam) is the source of this 1527-nucleotide messenger RNA. RefSeq names its product OVARIAN TUMOR DOMAIN-containing deubiquitinating enzyme 9-like. The transcript is spliced from 12 exons. Lineage: Eukaryota; Viridiplantae; Streptophyta; Magnoliopsida; Dioscoreales; Dioscoreaceae. Bases 1 to 1326 code for a protein of 441 amino acids. The record is from RefSeq and is a predicted model, not a curated record. Gene Ontology annotation, biological process: protein deubiquitination. Gene Ontology annotation, molecular function: cysteine-type deubiquitinase activity.
AUGUCUCUCAAUGAUAUGUCAAGUACUACUGUACCAGGUAUCAUGAGAUUCACUGGGACCUUGGGAGGACAGAAAAUUACAAUUUUACUGGAUGGUGGCAGCGAUGAUACAUUCAUCCAACUAAGAAUAGUAAAAUUCUUACAUUUGGAUGUUUUACCGGCUACCCCAUUAAAGGUUUUAGUUGGUAAUGGGCAAACAUUGCAAGUGGAGGGUAAAAUUCCAGAUUUAAAUGUCCAGGUACAAGGGUAUACCUUAAUGGUUCCUGCUUAUGUCUUGGUAAUUGCUGGUGUUGAUCUAAUUCUUGGAGCAUCUUGGCUUGCAAAACUGGGGCCACAUAGGCCUUAUUUUUGCAUUCGCUUUGUUCGACGUCUCACUCUUCUUAUCUCUGCGUGGCGUGAAGAAUUUGUGUCUCUUUUUCUCCAAGAUUGCUUUUUUCUCAAGCGAUUUCUUCUCUUCUACUCUCUAGAUUCAAUUGGUCGAUGUUUUGAGGAGGAACUAUCACAAAUUGCAUCUAGAGAAGCAUCUGGAUCUUCACUUGCAGUUGAUGAACUUUCGCAAGCAUCUGUUCUUGCACAAGAUUGGUUAGAUUUUUCUGCGCGAUAUACACAUUCAGGAACUGAAAGUGUUUCUGUGGCAAUGGAUGGUAUGGAACCCUAUUUAUCUCCUGGAGAAGAUUCAAAUGACGAGAACAUGUGGACAAUAGAGAUUGCAGAUGGGUCUUCCACCCUAGAUGGUGAAGUAGGGAAGAGGUUGAAUCAGAUGGUUCCAAUUCCACAUGUUCCUAGAAUUAAUGGUGAAAUUCCUUCAGUUGAUGAAGCUACUUCGGAUCAUCAGAGGCUUUUAGACAGGUUGCAACUAUAUGAGCUGAUUGAGCUUAAAGUUCAAGGAGAUGGUAAUUGCCAGUUUCGAGCACUAUCAGACCAAUUUUAUCGUUCUCCUGAGCAUCACAAAUUUGUAAGGCAGCAAGUUGUCAAUCAGCUUAAGUCUCACCCAGAAAUCUAUGAAGGAUAUGUUCCUAUGGCAUACGAUGAAUAUUUGGAAAAAAUGUCGAAGUCCGGCGAAUGGGGUGAUCAUGUGACAUUACAGGCUGCUGCAGAUUCAUAUGGAGUUAAAAUGGUUAUCUUUACAUCGUUUAAGGACACUUGCUACAUCGAGAUUCUACCUAUCAACCAGAAAUCUAAACGCGUUAUUUUCUUGAGCUUUUGGGCCGAAGUGCAUUACAACUCGAUCUAUCCAGAUGGAGAGCAACCAACAACUGAAGGAAGGAAGAAAAAAAGAAGUGGUGGAACUUUGGAAAUACUAAGCAUUAGACUUGCAUUUCAAUGAGAUAUAUAUAUAUAUAUAUAUAUAUAUAUGGAAUGACAAAUAUCAUCACAUUGCUCAGUGAUGCAGAACAUGGAUAAAAGCAAAGAUAAAAACAAGUUAAAGAGGUGCCAAUUAUUGGUCUUGUAACAUAUACAUUAUUUUUAUUUGUUGGAGUAUCUAUACACUUUUCUUUUUAAUAAUAAUGAAACAAAAAUUUAUAUU